Saccharomyces mikatae IFO 1815 is the source of this 2241-nucleotide messenger RNA. It is a transcript of the gene TGL5, whose product is annotated as triacylglycerol lipase. The record is from RefSeq and is a predicted model, not a curated record. Gene Ontology annotation, molecular function: triacylglycerol lipase activity. The transcript has a single exon. Gene Ontology annotation, biological process: lipid metabolic process. NCBI's taxonomy places the organism in Eukaryota, Fungi, Ascomycota, Saccharomycetes, Saccharomycetales, Saccharomycetaceae. The coding region runs from base 1 to 2241 and encodes 746 amino acids.
AUGUCUAAUACUCUGCCAGUAACAGAAUUUCUUCUGUCCAAGUACUACGAACUAUCCAACACUUCUACCACGGACUCAUCAUCACUCUUCAAAUGGCUUUACCACAAGACCCUAUCCCGCAAACAACUGCGCAUAUGCGACCUGUCCUCCCAGAAAAAACACGCAAUAUCUUACGAUCAAUGGAAUGAUAUAGCGUUGAAACUGGACGACUUGACGGGGCUUUCUGAUUGGAAAACAAUCAACGAGUCAUCGUUGUACAACUACAAGCUCCUGCAAGAGUUGACCCUCCGCAUGCGCCAUUUGAGAAACACUCACGAUUACCACCGCCUACUUUACUUGAUCAGGACUAAGUGGGUCCGUAACCUCGGCAACAUGAAUAACGUCAACCUAUACAGACACUCGCAUUCUGGUACGAAACAGAUCAUACAUGAUUACCUCGAGGAGUCCCAAGCAGUACUUACCGCGCUCAUCCACCAAUCAGAUAUGAACGACCAUUACCUCUUGGGUAUCUUACAACAAACAAGAAGAAACAUAGGCCGCACCGCCCUCGUGCUUAGUGGUGGCAGCACUUUCGGUCUUUUCCACAUCGGUGUUCUUGCCGCCCUUUUUGAAUCGGACCUAAUGCCUAAAGUAAUCAGUGGCAGCAGUGCUGGUGCCAUCGUUGCCAGCAUAUUUUGCGUUCACACAACCCAGGAAAUUCCUUCCUUGUUGACCAAUGUACUUAACAUGGAAUUCAAUAUCUUCAACGAUGACAAUUCCAAAUCCCCCAACGAAAACCUACUAAUCAAGAUAUCGAGAUUCUGCCAAAAUGGUACCUGGUUCAAUAAUAAACCUUUGAUUAACACAAUGCUUUCGUUUUUGGGAGACUUGACCUUUAGGGAAGCCUACAAUAAGACGGGCAAAAUCUUGAAUAUCACUGUUUCACCUGCAUCCAUAUAUGAACAACCGAAACUACUAAACAACCUAACUGCCCCAAACGUUCUUAUUUGGUCUGCCGUAUGCGCAUCUUGUUCGCUGCCUGGCGUUUUUCCCUCCACACCACUUUUCGAGAAAGACCCUCACUCUGGUAAAAUAAAAGAAUGGGGGGCAACCAACUUACAUCUAUCAAACAUGAAAUUUAUGGACGGAUCGGUGGAUAAUGAUAUGCCCAUUUCCCGUCUUUCAGAAAUGUUCAAUGUAGACCACAUUAUUGCAUGUCAGGUAAAUAUACAUGUCUUCCCCCUUCUAAAAUUCUCAAACACUUGUGUUGGGGGUGAAAUUGAGAAGGAAAUCACUGCUCGCUUCAGAAACCAGGUGACGAAGAUUUUCAACUUUUUCUCCAAUGAAACUAUUCAUUUCUUAGAUAUCCUAAAGGAGUUCGAAUUCCAUCCCUACCUAAUGACAAAACUGAAACACCUUUUCUUACAACAAUAUUCCGGAAAUGUCACUAUUUUACCAGAUUUAUCGAUGGUUGGCCAAUUUCACGAAGUACUAAAAAAUCCAUCUCAACUUUUCCUUUUGCACCAAACUACUUUGGGCGCAAGAGCUACUUGGCCGAAAAUGUCCAUGAUUCAAAAUAACUGUGGUCAAGAGUUUGCAUUGGAUAACGCAAUCACUUUCCUAAAGGAAAAAAUAAUUAUUUCUUCCUCGAUAAGGAAUCCUCUACAAUUUUUCCAACCACGAUUCGGUGAACAGAUCAAAUCUUUGACCAUAAUGGACUCUGAUUUGCCAGGAGUUGACCUGGAAGACUCCUCUUCCAAUUCGUUAUCAAUCAUCAGGUCGCCUCAUAAAACAGCAUUAAGAUUGCCUCUUCAGCCAGUUCCUUUUCCACCUUCUGCUCUUAACAAAAGAAAAAAGGAUCCAUUAUCACCUUCCCCAUCAUCGUCCACAUCUUCUCAAUGUUCAAAAUCUCCUUCAACACAGGUUUCAAGGCAAAAGGCAAAUUCCUUAUCCUUUGCCGUUGGCACUUCCAGUUUGAGAUCAAAGAAAUCUCCACUAAAAGUUCAAUCGAGACCUCAAUUCAAGAAAAGAUCUUCCUAUUAUAACCAAAAUAUGUCAGUGGAAAUGAGGAAAAAUAGGAAAAAAUCUGGAACAAUUUCUUCUUAUGAUGUUCAGACAAAUUCGGAAGAUUUCCCUAUACCGGCCAUUGAAAAUGGGUCUUUUGAUAACACUUUAUUCAAUCCAGGUAAGUUUCCAAUGGAGGCUAUGUCGGCAGCCACAAACGACACUUUCAUGAAUAAUUCAGACAUUUUCCAGAACUAA